AUGGUCCUAAUCUGCGUUGGUAUAAUGGGUCUUUCACCGGAGUCCCGAUUCGAAAAUCGCGAUUGUGGCUGUUUGCAACUCAUCAGUGGAAAGUGCCGCGAAAAGCGUCAGGGUCCUCGGGCUGGGAGAAGGAGUAAGGGCUUACGGAAACGUGCAAGGAAUAUGAGAAUGGCAUCAACAAGCCCUAAGCUCGAAUGGCCCCCUGAAAGGACUCCUGAUGAGGCAAAGCAAACAAUGUCAAACUCACUGCAGUCGGGCUCCAGGGCCGAUUUGAAGCUACCGUCGAAACUUUGA
Penicillium robsamsonii is the source of this 294-nucleotide messenger RNA. RefSeq lists its product as uncharacterized. Bases 1 to 294 code for a protein of 97 amino acids. The record is from RefSeq and is a predicted model, not a curated record. NCBI's taxonomy places the organism in Eukaryota, Fungi, Ascomycota, Eurotiomycetes, Eurotiales, Aspergillaceae. The transcript has 2 exons.